This is a messenger RNA of Leptosia nina, 396 nucleotides long. NCBI's taxonomy places the organism in Eukaryota, Metazoa, Arthropoda, Insecta, Lepidoptera, Pieridae. The record is from the annotation of a GenBank genome assembly.
AUGUCGGACGAAUUAGAGAAAGCAUUUUUAUAUUACGAUGAUAUAAACAAGAUCAGGGUCCUCGAUAACAACGUUAUUAAGGAAACUGAAGAUUUGAAAAAUAACUGUAAAGAUUAUGAAACAAAGGUGCAAGAUUUUAGCAAACUAAUUAAUUCACUACUUGAGGUCAUGAAAGAGUUAGGUGAUAACGUGGAAAAACAAAAAAUGGCUGCUAUAGGAUCCAUAAACUUACUUAAAUCCAUAACGAAAGAGAGAGAAAGUGAGCAAGCGAAAUUACAGGCUGAGAUAAGUUCUAAAAGUGCUAUUUUAGAACAACUGGAUAAUGAGUAUGAUGCACUACAAAUUUUAGAAGCAACACAAAAUGAAACAAUUAAUUAUCUAACCCAAUUAAGAUAA